Arabidopsis lyrata subsp. lyrata is the source of this 303-nucleotide messenger RNA. RefSeq lists its product as uncharacterized. The record is from RefSeq and is a predicted model, not a curated record. Lineage: Eukaryota; Viridiplantae; Streptophyta; Magnoliopsida; Brassicales; Brassicaceae. Bases 1 to 303 code for a protein of 100 amino acids. The transcript has 2 exons. Gene Ontology annotation, biological process: double fertilization forming a zygote and endosperm; regulation of protein localization to cell surface; regulation of double fertilization forming a zygote and endosperm. Gene Ontology annotation, cellular component: vesicle; extracellular region.
AUGGAAUCGAGGACGAUGAAGAUUAUAUUUUAUCUUAUGGUUUUUGUUUUUGUUUUUUGGGAUCCUUCGAGUGCUCAACCAACGGAUCCGGAGGGGUGUUUUAAGGCGUUUAAAAGCACAUCAAGAGGAUGUCUCGAGAGCAUAAAGGGAAUUGUACACGGACAUGUCCAUGAGAUCAAGAAAGAAUGUUGCGAAACCGUAAGUACAGUUUCUGAUUUGUGUUGGCCAAUCAUCUUCCCAAGCAUGCCUUACAUUCGUUUUCUAUUGAAGGGUAUUUGUACAGUCAAAUACUCAUUGCAUUGA